Messenger RNA from Dermacentor silvarum, 1577 nucleotides. RefSeq lists its product as uncharacterized. The coding region runs from base 128 to 1540 and encodes 470 amino acids. The record is from RefSeq and is a predicted model, not a curated record. Lineage: Eukaryota; Metazoa; Arthropoda; Arachnida; Ixodida; Ixodidae. The transcript has 3 exons.
AUUUCGACCUACCCGGUUCUUGGCCAAUCCCCCGGAGUGGGUACGUGCCAGUAUAUCCCAAGGAUAUACAUCUACAACAAGAGAGGAAGAAGAAGCACCAGAGGAGGCUGCCGUGCAUUCUUUUGGAAUGAUGUACCAGGGCCCAGUUUACGCCAGGGACCGACAGUACCGGGUCCACCGUUGCCACUGGGAGAAGGUGUACGUCUACGACGACACGCUAUGGGUGGACCGGCACCUCAUACUCAGGCACCACAGGAUGCGUCGGAGUUUGCUGUUCCUGCUAACGACGGUCAUUGUCUUGGUGCCGUUCAUGCUGGGCUGCUUGCUCUACCGAAUAAGAGGCUUCGAGGACGUGAACCAGCUCUUCGGCUUCGGUAAACCCGUGGAAUCCACCAACGCCUACAACGACCGUGCCGGCAGGGAAGUGGCUCCGCACGCUCGGUGGGUGGAGCGCGGACACCGGUGGCAAACUCCGCAACGGGGUCUGCGCCUGUUCUCGGCCCACUACCGCCACGAGCUCGGGUCCUUGUCGAAGCCCACGAUACGAAUCAUUGCGCUUGCGACUACGGAAUUCCUGGACACCUGCCUUGUGCAAGCCCGUGUUGUCUACCGGGACUACCCGAACUCCUUUCCUACCGAACCUGUCGUGUGCAGACGGCUGUCCCACUCAUCGGAACAAGCAGAACCCAGCGCCUCUGUGAUACACGACGUGGUUCUCGAGUUAGCCACGGGUCAACCUGACGACCGUGUACCGGUCGCCUUGUCGAUCCAGACGAGCCAAGACCCCCAAUCCGCCGUGUGGAUCGCCGUCAACACGUCGUUCGUCGAGCCUUUCCGUGACAUGGAUUCUGUGGCCAUCUGCCUGCGCGUCAACGGCGCGAGCUCCGAACACGUGACCGAGUUGGCCGAGUGGUACCGGUCCCGAGGCGCGCGGCAGGUCACUGUUUACGGCGUCGCCACCAGAACAACGAGCACCGAGUUCAAAGCGCCUUCACUUAGGGGAGAGUUCGUGUCCUGGUACGACCCCGAGAUGCUCGUCGGAGUCUCGGACGCGACGGCUAAGUCGCUCAUGCUCCGCGACUGUGCGCUGCGCUCUUCGGCGACGUCCAAGUGCGUGGCGUUUCUGGGCGCCGACGAGAGGCUGGUGGUCGAGCCCCUGGGUUCUUGGGCCAAGUGCUGCUUGCGGGACCAGCGCCUACUGCGGAAAUGCGGAAACUCCUGGACGGUGUUUGUGGAACGACGCGAUGACAACGAGCUCUUAUCAGCUGGCGAGGGCUCUUCUUGUGAAGGAUCUGCUAGCGAGCCGACCCCGCACCACCGUUCGCCGACGACACUUUAUCGGCGCUGUGUCAACGGGACAAUGCGGGAGGCUGUACUCUUUCGCGUGGACGACGGCUUGCUGGACGGCUCGACGGUCGUGGACAAAAAUGCGAACUUUCUCCCGCCGUCCAUAGCCGUCUUGCGUCCAUUCGUAGCCACCAAACCUAGUAGUGGCCAGAGAAACACUUCCAAAGUCCGAGAGGCUUCUGCGUGGCUUUGAUCAUGCAUCAAGAAAAAUUCUCUGUAACUGUUUUUCU